Messenger RNA from Sphaerodactylus townsendi, 1417 nucleotides. RefSeq names its product outer dense fiber of sperm tails 3 like 1 (gene CIMAP1C). Gene Ontology annotation, cellular component: cytoskeleton. The record is from RefSeq and is a predicted model, not a curated record. The coding region runs from base 217 to 1047 and encodes 276 amino acids. The transcript has 5 exons. Lineage: Eukaryota; Metazoa; Chordata; Lepidosauria; Squamata; Sphaerodactylidae.
CGUCACCUCGGCAACCUCGGAGCCAAGCGGAACACGAGAAGAGAAGACAUUCCAAAAAAAGAAGGAGAAAAGGAAAGCAGCUCAGAGAUCGUUUUUGAGGAGGGCCUGGGAGGCCGGUUUGAAAUUUGCACCCGCUGCUUUGGCCGAGCAGAAAAGAAGCGGCGCAGGCGACUGACUCGAGGUUUCCAGUGGCGCCGUUCUGCUGCGACCCCCCCGAUGCCAACGGCCAAGCGGAAAGGCCACAAGAAAGUGGGCUACGGCUCCUCCCUUCCAAGGCUUCCAAGCACAGCGCCGGCAGGCCACAGAGGGUACGCCUCGAUCAGUGCUAAAUUCAAAGGCCCAGGGCCCGGGAAAUACAGCCGGCAGCCUUGCACUGGCAUUAAGAACCAUGACUUCACGAAGUUUGCCGAGCCGGCCUUCUCGAUGCGAGUCAAAUCCUCGGAAAGAAUGAUCGCUAUCAAGGAAAGUCCCGGUCCCUGUUACUAUGUGGACCCCAGCAUUUCGCACGUGGGAUUAUGGAGGCCUGUCUCAUACCGCAUGGUCAAAGCAGCCAAGAGCAAAAGUGCGACAGUGACCCCUGCUCCUAACGAGUAUUGCGUGGAGAAAAUUCACCCUCCGGACGAGCCAAACGCACCGGCGUACACCAUCGGUUUCCGCACGCGCUACUGGGAGAACAGCCCGUAUCCUGCCCCUAACAGAUACAGCCUCCCGGGGACACUGGGCCCCCAGUUACCUGUCAAAGAGUCUGCCCCCUGUCCUUCUAUGGCUCCCAGUGCUUCUAUGUGGGGCUAUGCUACCGACUGGGCGAAAGGGCCCAGCCCAGCGGCUCACACCUUACCCCAUCCAGAUUUUUACCUGCACUGCCAGCCAGCCUACAGCCUGUCCCAACGGCUCGAGGCAUCCAGGAAGGAGUACACGCCAGGGCCCCCGGACUACAACGCCGAGCGGGUCACCGUACACAAGCCCAGGGCUCCGUGCUUCUACUUUGGGAUCCGCCACUCCGAGUACUCCCACGGCACCCCUCCCGUCUGCCUAAUCCAGGACUGAGUCAACCUGCUAACCACGCACAGAGAUCUUGGACGGAAGGGGUCAGCCGCUCGGAAGAGAAAAGUGUCCUCUUAGAUAGGGUCUGCUCUCUGUCGUCAGAGACGAGUCAACCGAUCUUUGCUCCAAACAGACCUCCUGUUUGGCCUGUUUGUGGCUCGGCCAGGGCGUGGCUUCGCGCUCGUUCCUGCGCCAAGUCACGGUUCUUCUCCGCUCUUCUGAUGCACCCUUCCGACAUGAAGAGAUCAAAUGGUUAUUUUGACAUCUUGCGUUGGGAACAGCUUCCCGAGUCGCGAGAAGCUCGACACGUCCCUCGUUGGGACUGUACGUCACCCUGCGGAAUUAAACGAUAGCACCCGAAUGUUUUGACAAA